Molecule: messenger RNA, 1339 nt
Organism: Gordionus sp. m RMFG-2023
Lineage: Eukaryota; Metazoa; Nematomorpha; Gordioida; Chordodea; Parachordodidae
Product: DGAT1/2-independent enzyme synthesizing storage lipids-like
Exons: 7
Coding region: 54-1055 (333 amino acids)
Molecular function (GO): acyltransferase activity
Source: RefSeq, a predicted model, not a curated record
AAUAAAUUUAAAUUAUUCCAGCUAAUUGAUCAAUAAUUUAUUUUAGAUAUUACAUGUAUACAGCCUUGGCAUUCAUUCCUCUUACAUGUUUAUUCUUUUCAUUUGUGCUCUUCUUCAUUCCUUUUGGCGUUUUCUUAUUCCUGUACCUCCAAGCCAUCUCCUUGCACAUUUACAGACGAAAACUCAAAUUAAAUGAACCAUUCUCCAAAAAAAUAUGGAACGCGGCUAGGAAAAUCAUAGCAAAUCUUUGGCUCUUGCACGCUUCCAUAUGGCAUGGUUACGAAAUUUGCGGUCUCGAAAAUAUACCCAAAAAUAAACCCGCCAUAUUAAUACUAUACCACGGGACGGUUCCGGUCGAUUUUUACUAUUUCGUUACGCUCAUGUCGGUAGAUCCUGAUAGGAGGAUAUCCGUUAUAGGCGAUAAAUUCUUAUUCAAAAUACCCGGCCUGGCCAUUCUAAUGCGUCUGUUUUACGUUCACCCCGGUACGUUCGAAUCCUGUUGCCAAGAUUUGAGUGACAACAAACUGCUUAUAAUUUCACCGGGUGGAGCUAGGGAGGCCGUUUUUAGUGACGAUUACUAUAGCCUGGUUUGGAACCACAGGUCCGGUUUCGCUAAAAUCGCGCUCAAACAAAACGUUCCCAUCAUACCCGCCUUCACUCAGAAUAUUCGGGAAGGAUACCGAGUUGCUACCUUUGGAUUAAGUAUAUUUCGAAAGUUUUACGAAAAGUACAGGUUACCUCUGAUCCCCAUAUACGGGGGCUUUCCAGUCAAAAUGAAAACUUUUAUAGGGGAACCAUUGUACCCAAAUCAAGUAUUUCCCUCGUUCGCCGAUGGAAAUGGAGACGCCAUUAAAACUAAGUUCAAUGAUUCGGAUUAUAUCGAAAAAUUUGUUAACGCCUCGAAAACAUCCCUAGAAAAUUUGAUAAAAGCCCAUCAAACCUUACCUGGUAACAUAUGGAAAGGUUUGGCUCAAAGAUUGACGGAUAAACCAUUCACUCUUGUAACUACUGAUAAAGUGUUUGACAAAUCCCAUCUAACCAAAAAAAUUUCUUGAAAAAGGGAACUUAUCAAUAAUGAAUUAUACUUCUAAAUUUUAAUUCGAAAAUGUGACUUAAGUAUUUUGAAUUUUUUUGUAUAUUAAUGUAAUGAUAUCAUUAUUUCUUUUUUAGUUGGUUAGAAUUUACUAGCUUUAAAUCAAAAAAAUAUGUUUUCCUUUAAGUGUAAUAUGGGGAUAAAAUUAAUAUUUGUAAAAUGACAUUCUUAUUUUUAUUAAGAAUUAUUUCUAGCUUUAGUCAAAAAAAAUUUUUGAUUUUAAUUAUAUUAUUUAACGUGUAUUUU